This is a messenger RNA of Trypanosoma theileri, 1056 nucleotides long. RefSeq names its product NADP-dependent alcohol hydrogenase. The transcript has a single exon. The record is from RefSeq and is a predicted model, not a curated record. NCBI's taxonomy places the organism in Eukaryota, Euglenozoa, Kinetoplastea, Trypanosomatida, Trypanosomatidae. Bases 1 to 1056 code for a protein of 351 amino acids. Gene Ontology annotation, molecular function: oxidoreductase activity, acting on the CH-OH group of donors, NAD or NADP as acceptor; zinc ion binding.
AUGGCGACACCUGCAAAGGGAUACGCGGCUCUGUCGGCCAAAGCUCCUCUUGGACCGUACGCUUUCCAGCGGCGCGCCGUGGGGCCCAAUGACGUGAGCAUCAAAAUUGCGUACUGUGGCGUUUGUCACAGCGACAUCCACCAAGUACGGGAUGAGUGGGCGGCUGGCCUAUUUCCCAUGGUUCCUGGUCACGAGAUUGUUGGGCAUGUCACGGCCGUCGGUGCUAACGUAAAGAAAUUCAAGGUCGGUGACACAGUUGGUGUGGGCUGCAUGGUGGACUCGUGCCGGACGUGUGAGGAGUGCAAGAAGGGUCUUGAGCAGUAUUGUCUGGAAGGAAACACCGGGACAUACAAUUCACGCACCCGCGACGGUAAGGAUGUUACUCAGGGCGGAUACUCUGACCACAUAGUGACCAAUGAAGACUUCGUCCUGCGUGUGCCCUCCAAUCUUGACCUCGCCGCUGCUGCGCCACUGCUGUGUGCUGGCAUCACGACGUACUCGCCGCUGCAUCACUGGGGCGUGAAGGCCGGAACAAAGGUUGGUGUUGUUGGGCUCGGUGGUCUUGGCCACAUGGCAGUGAAAAUCGCAAAGGCGAUGGGCGCGGAUGUGACGGUGUUUACCACCACGGAAAACAAAAAGGAGUCCGCCAAGAAGCUUGGUGCAGACCACGUUGUCCUCUCCAAGGACCCAAAGCAGAUGGAGGCCGUGAAAGGCACACUCAACUACAUUCUUGACACUGUUGGGGCACCGCAUGAUCUGUCGCCGUACAUUCUUGCCCUCAAGACAGAUGGUGUGCAUACUUUGGUGGGUGCACCAGCAGGUAAUCACCCUCCGGUGCCACCAUUCCUGUUGAUCAUGGGCCGAAAAUCAGUGGCAGGUUCAGUCAUCGGUGGAAUUGCAGAAACGCAGGAAAUGCUUGACUUCUGUGGUAAGCACGGCAUCGUGUCAGAAAUCGAAAAGAUAAACAUCGAUUAUAUCAACACUGCAUACGAACGGGUGAUUAAGAGUGAUGUGAAGUACCGUUUUGUUAUUGAUAUGGCAUCUCUGAACAAAUGA